This is a messenger RNA of Trichomonas vaginalis G3, 504 nucleotides long. RefSeq names its product C2 domain (calcium/lipid-binding domain, CaLB) family. The transcript has a single exon. The coding region runs from base 1 to 504 and encodes 167 amino acids. NCBI's taxonomy places the organism in Eukaryota, Parabasalia, Trichomonadida, Trichomonadidae. The record is from RefSeq and is a predicted model, not a curated record.
AUGUUCCAUAACAACAGAUACAGCAACAACGGCGAAUACACAGCCCUCAUCAGUGGCAACCGUGCCUUCAUUAAAGUCGAUGCAGUUGAUACAGGCAGCUACAACAUGAGCAACAAGGCAAAACUUGUUGCACGCGUUGGUCCACGCCAUUCAUUCAUGAACCACUCCACCGAGUUCGGUCUCAAGGAGCGCCCACAAGGCAGAUUCGAUUUCGAGUACACAGACCCAGAGCGUUCUUCAUUUGUCUGUGUUCUCUUCAAGAAGCACCUCUUUGGUGGUGACGAAGAGCUUGGUGAGAUCGAGCUCCGCCUCAGCGCAUUCGAGCCAAACACAGUUGUCAGCAAGGAGUACACACUCAAGACACCAAGCAGCAAGCACAUUCCAUGCCGCGUCCGCCUCAGUGUCCAUCUCAGUGAAGACGGCAGCAACGCCUUCUGCGCCCCAGCAGGUGGCAAACUCCUCGCUAACCCAGAGAUCCCACACAAGACAACUUACUUCAACUAA